Prionailurus viverrinus (fishing cat) is the source of this 1384-nucleotide messenger RNA. It is a transcript of the gene TEKT1, whose product is annotated as tektin 1. Gene Ontology annotation, biological process: cilium movement involved in cell motility; cilium assembly. The record is from RefSeq and is a predicted model, not a curated record. Gene Ontology annotation, cellular component: microtubule cytoskeleton; nucleus. Lineage: Eukaryota; Metazoa; Chordata; Mammalia; Carnivora; Felidae.
CUUCCCGGCCGCAGCCCCGCCCCCUUGGCCUGGGUAACGCGUCCCCGGUUGCCGCGGAGACGCGCCGUUGACCGGACUUUGGGGAGCUGCAAUGGCCAGACUUCUGCAACCUCCGCCCAAGUUCCUGCCGGCAGAAUGGCACAUGGCGAACGAGAACCAGUACCACAGAGCGGAGGCCGAGAGGUCCCGCUCCGAGCGCCUGGUGGCAGAAAGCCAGAGGCUUGUGGAGGAGAUCGGAAAGACCACAAGAAAGUCUCAAAGCGACGUGAACAAGAAACUAGAACAGAGGCUCGAGGAGGUCAGGUUCUGGAAGAAGGAGCUGGAUGACAAGCUGGAGGAGCUGGUGUGCACCACCGAAGACCUGCUCACCUACCGGACCAGACUGGAGAACGCGCUGGAGAGCCUGAAGGAGCCCCUGCACAUCACCCAGAUGUGCCUGGAGUACAGGGAGAAGCGGGUCGGCAUCGACCUGGUGCACGAUAAGGUGGAGCAGGAGCUGGUGAAGGAGGCCGAGAUCAUCCGCGGGGUGACGGCCUUGCUGACCCGCACCUUGGAGGAGGUGUCCGAGCAGAUCAGGCUGAACCGCUCGGCCAAGUACAACCUGGAGAAGGACCUGAAGGACAAGUUUGUGGCCCUGACCAUCGACGACGUUUGCUUCUCCCUCAACAACAACUCCCCGAACAUCCGAUGCUCGGAGAACGCCGUGAGGGUGGAGCCCCACUCCGUGAGCCCAGAGGACUGGCUGGAGUUCUCCAACGCCAACGUGGAGAAGGCCGCCAAGCAGAGGAGCAGCUCCCUGGCGCUGAAGGCCCUGGUGGACCGGAUCCUGUCCCAGACAGCCGGCGACCUGCGCAGGCAGUGUGACGCGGUGGACGCGGCGUUCAGGGACGGGCUGCAGGAGACCAAGGGCGCCAGGGACAAGCUGGCCGCUCACCUGGCCAAGGUCAUGGAAGAGAUUGCUUGCCAGGAGAAAAAUGUCACGGUUCUCGAAAGCAUCGCUGACCAGGAAGGACCCGCCAAGGUGGCUCACACGCGCCUGGAGACCAGAACGCACCGGCCUAACGUGGAGCUGUGUCGCGAUGCCGCACAGUGUCGGCUGGUCAGGGAGGUCCAAGAGAUCGCCCACAGCGUCGCCAGACUCAAGGAGACCUUGGCCCGGGCUCAGGCGGAGCUGAAGGGCCUGAACUGCAGGCAGCUGGCCCUGCAGGAGGAGGUCCAGGUGAAGGAAAACACCAUCUACAUCGACGAGGUGCUGUGCACCCACAUGAGGAAGUCCAUCCCCCGAGGGACGGGCGACCAGGGCGAGUGGGCGGGGGGCCCCCGCCCCGACGCCGUCUGCUGAUUGUGCCCACGGUUCAGAUGCUGAUUAAAGCACUUCACGAUC